GAGUCCUCCAGAGCACAGAGACCCAAUCAUGGCACCUACAAUCACUGCAGCAGCGACCAACUCUCAGAAGCAGCUGGCUCUGACACACAAGCUCAGGAAGCCUCUGGUGGAGAAGUUUCGCAGAGAGCGAAUCAACAGCAGCAUCGAGCAGCUCAAGUCUCUGCUGGGUCCAGAGAUCCUCAAACAGCAGCCAGACUCCAAGCUGGAGAAAGCAGACAUCCUGGAGAUGACGGUCUGCUUCCUGAGGCGACUGCAGCAGCAGCAUCACGCUGUGGACUCUGCAGCUGUUGGUCAGGGCUACUCCAGAUGUGUCCAAGAGGUGGUGCACUUCCUGUCCAAGGAGGAGGUGAAGACUCAGUCCCAGAGAGGACUGCUGAGACACUUCAACCAGCUGAAAACUUCCUCUGAGAAGAACCUGAGAGACGCUGACUUCUCUCCUCUGAGCUCCUCAGUCCAGAGCAGCAACACCAAAGACAAGAGUCCGGUCAACAGCGUCCUCUGGAGGCCCUGGUAGAUGUUUGAGGACUUGUGUAAUUGUUAUAUCCUGGAAAAUUAAGUAUCUGAAUUUAAACUCAGCCUCAUGAUUAUUAUACUUCUUUUCGGAAUGUAGUGCCUGUUUUAAAGCAUUUUCCUUUUAUAUUGCCUCUUGUAAAGGCAUGAUUCUGUAAUAUUUGUUGAUAACAAAUUUGAUAUCCUAUUUUUGAAAAAUAUGCUCAUGCUGUAUUUCUGUUUCACGUUUUAGUCCGUGAUGUCAAUACUCUCAAUAUGAGACCUGUAUAUUGUUGGCAACACGAACAACGAUGUACUGUAUGCUUUGCUCCGUUUAGGAGUUACCGUUUUUCAUGUUGAACAUGUUUAAGAUGCCUUUGUGGUGUUCACAUAUACAGUACUUCUGAUUGAACUGUGCUUUAAGGUCUUAUCUUAACUGUCUGCGUUUUUGUGACAGAUAUGUCUGCGUUUUUCAGCAGAUAGCGUACGAGACAAAAGUGCUGCUUUUUCAACUCUGUGAGUGACGGCACGCAUGCCUUCAGUGAAGGACUUGUCAUUUGGAAAAUGUCUCACAAUGAAUGUAUCUCUUCAAGCCAAGUGAUGCGCAUUA
This is a messenger RNA of Cololabis saira (Pacific saury), 1099 nucleotides long. RefSeq names its product transcription factor HES-5-like. The record is from RefSeq and is a predicted model, not a curated record. The coding region runs from base 29 to 514 and encodes 161 amino acids. Lineage: Eukaryota; Metazoa; Chordata; Actinopteri; Beloniformes; Belonidae. Gene Ontology annotation, molecular function: protein dimerization activity; RNA polymerase II cis-regulatory region sequence-specific DNA binding; DNA-binding transcription factor activity, RNA polymerase II-specific. The transcript has 2 exons. Gene Ontology annotation, biological process: regulation of transcription by RNA polymerase II; regulation of neurogenesis; anterior/posterior pattern specification. Gene Ontology annotation, cellular component: nucleus.